AUGACAAGUACUACUGAACAAACAGUUAUUAAUAUGAAACAAAAACCAAUCGUAGAAAAUACUGUUGUGGUCAGUGAACCAAUAAAUUCACAACAAGUACCACUUGAAACAGUUGUUGUCAAUGAGUCAAUAAACUCACCAGUAGCAUCAGUAGAAAAAGUUGCUGAAACGGAUGCAACAACGUCUAAACCAGUAGAAGUAGAUAAUCUUAUUGUCAACGAUGUAAAAAAUGAGAAAAUGCCAGAAUCAGAUCAAUUACUAACCCGUGGUGUUAUUUUACAAUUAAUUGUUGGUUGGCAUUAUGCAAACAAAUGCCCUUUUAAUUGGCAUAUACCACAUUAUUUAGUUGUAUCAGGUGUUAUUGGACUUAUUCUUAUUAUAUUAAAUGCGGUUUUAGAUUUUUUGGCAUCUCAUGCUAAAUCCAUGUUAGAUGAUACUACUGUUCGAGCGUCUCAUUGUGGAGCUUGUUGUGGUAUGUGUGGUCUGUUAAUAGUUAUUAGCGGUCUUAUCAUAUUUCUCGUUGGUUGGUCUAUUGCGAGAUGCAUUUGGGUAUUUCGUGCAUGGAAUAAAAUUCAAUAUGAAAAUCCAGAUCGAUAUGAUUAUUGUCAUCCAACAUUAUAUCGUUUUGCAUAUUGGCUAUUUUUUUCUAUCAAUUACAUACAUAUUAUUCUCCUGCUGCCGUAUGUGUAUCCAGGCACCUAA
This is a messenger RNA of Rotaria sp. Silwood1, 702 nucleotides long. The record is from the annotation of a GenBank genome assembly. NCBI's taxonomy places the organism in Eukaryota, Metazoa, Rotifera, Eurotatoria, Philodinida, Philodinidae.